CGCGCAUGUGCAGGUGGCGCCAGGCCGCGACUUGGGCUCAGUCUCCAGCAUCUCCUGCAGGCUCCUACGCUCUCCUGCCCAGGGUCUCUCUCACCCUCUCUCUCUUUCCCUGCCUUGUCUCUCUCUUCCCGUCACCACCAGCGUCUGGUCCAGCAGUAAAUAAAUAUUCAAUAUGAAGUACAUUCUGGUGACUGGAGGAGUGAUAUCUGGCAUUGGAAAGGGUGUAAUUGCUUCCAGCAUUGGCACUAUCCUAAAGCACUGUGGCCUGAGGGUGACGUCUAUUAAAAUUGACCCAUAUAUUAACAUUGAUGCUGGUACCUUCUCUCCAUAUGAGCAUGGUGAAGUUUUUGUACUUGAUGAUGGAGGAGAAGUGGACCUUGAUCUUGGCAAUUACGAAAGAUUUCUAGAUGUCACAUUACACCGGGAUAACAACAUUACUACUGGCAAGAUUUAUCAAUCUGUUAUCAACAAGGAGCGACGUGGAGAUUAUCUAGGGAAGACUGUGCAGGUUGUGCCCCACAUCACUGAUGCAAUCCAGGAAUGGGUGGAGGCAGUGGCCCAGCGACCUGUUGAUGGUGAUUUGGCAGACCCACAAGUAUGCAUUAUUGAGUUAGGUGGUACCAUUGGAGACAUUGAAGGGAUGCCCUUCGUAGAAGCCUUUAGGCAGUUCCAGUUCAGAGUAAAGAGAGAAAAUAUAUGUGUUGUCCACGUGUCUCUAGUACCGCAGCCCAAAUCCACAGGCGAGCAUAAGACUAAACCCACCCAAGCCAGUGUGCGGGAACUACGAGGCUUGGGACUAUCACCAGACUUCAUUGUGUGUCGGUCAGAAAAGCCCAUUGACCAGGCUGUAAAACGCAAGAUUUCAAAUUUCUGCCAUGUUUCACCAGAACAGGUUAUUUGUCUGCAUGAUGCACAGAGCAUCUAUGAGGUUCCACUAAUGCUUGAGGAACAACGUGUGUCGCAUCUUUUAAGUGAUCAUCUAAGCUUAAACCUUGACAGUUAUCGACCAAGGAAUUUCAUGAAAAAAUGGCGGGAUUUGUCUACCAAGCAAGAUCACCUCCGCAACACUGUCACCAUUGCACUUGUUGGCAAGUACACUCAACUUGAAGACUCGUAUGCAUCAGUAAUCAAAGCCUUGCAACAUGCUGCCCUGGCAUGCAAUCGAAAACUGGACUUGAAGUGCAUGGAAGCAGAGGAUUUGGAAGAGUCGGCGAAGGAUGAUCGCGCUGUCAAGUAUUAUGAAGCUUGGCAGAAUGUCUGCAAAUGCCAUGGGAUUAUUGUCCCUGGAGGCUUUGGCCAGCGAGGAGUCGAGGGAAUGGUAGCAGUCUGUAAAUGGGCAAGGACAAAAAAGAAGCCUGUGCUUGGAGUGUGUCUUGGUCUGCAGGCUGCUGUUAUUGAGUUUGCAAGGAAUGUGUUGGGGUGGACAGAUGCCAACAGUCAGGAGAUAUUCCCAGAAGGUAAUCGGCAUGUGAUUAUUGAGAUGCCCGAACACAAUCCUGGGCAACUUGGCGGUACCAUGCGAUUAGGGAAGAGACAGACCCUAUUCAAAACCCAUGAAUCCAAGCUUCGGCAACUGUAUGGCAAUGUAGAUUAUGUUGAGGAACGUCACCGACACAGGUAUGAGGUAAAUCCCAAGAUGAUUAGCGACUUCGAGUCUGCAGGAAUGAAAUUUGUUGGUCAGGAUGUGGAGGGGGAACGGAUGGAGGUCAUGGAACUUGAUGACCACCCGUAUUAUGUGGCCUGUCAGUACCAUCCAGAAUACCUUACCCGACCCCUGAAGCCUUCACCACCAUACCUUGGGUUAAUCCUGGCUGCUUGUGGCAAGUUGGAACAGUAUCUCGCACGGGGCUGCCGCAUGUCGCCCACCGAUUCUCCAGAAUCGUCUGACGAGGAGCUACCAAUGCCACCUCAUCUUCUAGUCAGUCAGACUGACAAGCCCAGCAUGUCUCCGGCACGGCACACCCCACCACCACCUUCCUCCUCCCCAAACUCUUCUUCCAAUUUGUCCGAGUCUCCUUUGUCCUCGUCCUCCACGCCUACCAAGAAGGAUACGGUAGAUAAUAAGCCUCAGACAUCUAGCAAAAAAGAAUAAAAUAGGUUGGUAACUAGGAAGCAAUAUUAGUUAAGUUCAUUCAGUAUAAACUAGAUAAGCUGGAGGGUCCGAAUGUGCAAUGUGACGGUUUUCUUUUUACCUGCUAUGGGAGCGUCAAUAAGAUAGUUUAUUAAUUGUGAGGCAUUCAGUAUUAUAGCUAUACAGUAUAUUAUAUAUUUUGUCCUAGUUGAAAUAUAUGUAUGGAGGUAGGUGAGAAAAUAAGACUAAAUGUACUUGUAUUAUUUGAAGGUGGGUUGCAAAAGCAAACACCUUUUGGGUUUGGACCUUUAGAUCAUAUUUCAUCUUUCCAUUGGCUCAGUUUGUGUGCAGGAGAGUACAGCUGUUUCUGUGGUAAAUGGCACAUUCCACAAAGAGGACAUGAUGGACCAAGAAUUUGUUUCUUAACGUUCCCACUCGUUGGAGAAUUUUCACACUGCUUUUCUGAGGCAUUGCACAGCAGUUGAUCAAAGCUAGAAAUUAAUGUGUUGAACUGCAUGGAACAAAUUCAUGGUAUGCCAGGCCUGCAUCAUGCGAUGAACCAUGGAAAGGGGGCUUCACUAGCCUGCCUAUUACACUACACUGGAAUAUGAUGAUGUAUCACCCUUUAGGAAAUAGUCCUGCAACAUUGGGUAUGUUAGUGUUAUAAAAUGGAUUGUAUUUGUAGAUUUGAUAACUUGUAUAAUAUACAUUUCCAUCUUAUUUAUCACAACUUGUAGCAUGCUUACUGCUGCUGGAAAUUUAAAUGGAUUAAAUUUUAAGUUAGAGUUCAUUUGGUUCUAUUGAUUAAUUUCAUGUUAUGAAUUAUCCUCGUCACUUAUUUCAGUGUUGCUACUGAGUACAAUUUUUUUUAUUGUAAAUAGUCUACAAAUGAUUUUACCCAUUUAUUUAAUUAGAUACCACAUGAAUGGCAUUUCAUUUAAAUAAUUUAAAAUGACAGUUAAUAUUUGUAGAUCAUAUAAUUAAUUACCGUUUCUCAAAUUCUAUUAGUAUUCAGAGUUUUGCACCGUUUUGCUUGAAUACUUUUUCACAUCCACUGUUUUUUCUCUUCUCGUUUUAUUUGUAUUUUUUUUUAUAUAGAGUAAUAUUUUUUGUACCGAAUCUGUAAAUAGUUUUCAGUUAUUUUAGCAGAACUUGUUCUUAGUGUUAUAAUCUUACAUUUAUGGAUGAAGUCUCGUUGUACCCAGGAGUUUGUACAAAUCUCAUAGAAAACAUAAGAAAAAAAAACAUUUCACAGUUGCCAAUUUCACAUUUGUGACUCAAUUAGAUUUAGACAUGUAGUCCAGGAUAAAUGGGUAAAUAUGUCAGGAUCUCAUUAUGUGGGAGUGAUAUCUCUUGCCGUCUACCUAAGUAAAAACAAGUUUGCCCUGACCGAUAAUACUACACUGUUACAGAAUGUGUAAACAUUGUGUACUUUGUAUACAAAUACCAUUUAGGUACCGAUCGAAGUAUUGGUCCACAUUAGAAGGUAGAAUAAUGUCUAGGGGUUUGGACAAAUUGGUUGUUUUGGUGGGCUUUAAAGCUUCUACAGUGAGUUAAGCAGAGAGGCUAAACUUCCUUAGCCUCUCAGCUUAGCCACUCCUGCCACACCUGCUGAAGGGCAGGUGUGAUUGUUUAUAUGUGACACUGUGUUGUAUUGUUAAUGAUGUGAUGAAUGGGUGAGGGUAUUUUUAAUGUUUUUUUAUGUUUAGUAUCUAUAACACUUGACUAUAAAUGACUUACUUUUUCUUCUCUGGGUUGAUGCCUCCCCACCUCAUGAAGGCUGGAAAUAGGGAAAGGAUUGUGUAUGUAAUACUAUGGCAACUUUCUUUAGUGCCUUGGUCACUAAUCACUAUACAUUAAGUAAUGUUCACUUGUAUAUGAAAGUACUUUGCUUUCUCCAUGAGCAGAAAUCUUAGCAUUUUUUGUUCCCUUGCAUACCACCUCUUCUUGUACCACUUGUUCAUCAUCAACAUUCUUUACUCUAUUUCUGUGCAGGAUUGCCUUAUCACAUUUUAUGUUAGCGUAAUAAGCAAAAUCGUAUAGCCAUAUAGCCUAAGUAUAGCCUUCAAAAUACACAAAACUAGAAAGUAGCUAUGCACAAACUUUAUAGGGACAUCACUGUACUAUUCUAUUAGUAUUCUUAAUGUCUCUUAAUGUCUUAAUGCCUCUUUAAUUGUUAAUGUCUUUUUAAUUUGUCAUAAAAUGUUUCCUUUUGCUGCUAAGAGAAACGGUUAUCAAAAAAUGUAUUCUGUUUUGAGUGCCACAGUGACUCCCAGGGAAAUGGGCAGUGAAGCAUAGCCUCUCACAACUAGAGGUGGUGGAGGCAUGUCGCCAAACAAACCGAAUAUCACAUCUGUUUAGAAAGUUGGCAGAUUUUGGGUCGGUGACUACAUAACUGAAAAUGUUAGUUAUAGUAUGAAAUAAUUGGUUUGCUUAUUUUGCUUUAUACCGUUCCAUGUGACAUUGUAUGUUUCUGUGACUAAUUGUGCAAAUACUUUGGUGAUAUAGUUAGACACCCCACCAACUCGUCUGAAAAUAAAGGGUGUGACGAACGUAUUGGUAUGUCGCAUAAAUUUUGGGUGUACAAUUUUUAGCUAUGUUAUGAAUCGGUCUCCAUUUAUCAGAUGUAAUUUUAAUAUAUUUAAUUGUAAACCUGAGGCAUUAGAUUACUUUUUUCUAUUUGACAACUAUAUAAAGUAAUAGAAGCAAGUUCUUGAAAAAAUGCCUACAAAAUCAUUUAAAUGUGUUUCACUCAAAAAUAAAAGUGGCAUAAAAUACAAGAUUUUAAAUUGUAUCAAUGCAAACCAAAAUAAGCUGGUAAAGCAAUUGUAAAAUGUUAAACAAUUUUGUGAAGGUGUCAAUGGUAGAGUGCAAAAUCUAUGCCACUUCAGCCAUUUCGUAAAACAGUAGAUUAAUAUUUGUUUGUGGUAUACCAGUAGCACUAAAAGCUUAGACAUAAAAAAAAUAUAGUAUUUAAUAAAUUACACAAAUUGUAUAACACUGGGUAACGAGCUACAUUCCUUCUUACUGCAUCUUGUUCGUGACAUUCUGUACACUUUAGAGAAACAUAAAAUGCUAGAGUGCAUGUUAAGUCGGCCAAGAAUGUAAUGUAUGAAUUUUGUUGUUGUUACCAGAAUAGCAGUUAUAACUUAUUUAUAUGACUGGUUGUUAUCAGAAUAGAUGUACAGUACAGUAUGUAUUUGUUUCAAUUAUUUCAACAUGGCAAGUUCAGCCAUCAAUAUCUCUUAUGCUGCAUCAGUAUUUAUGGAUAAGUUUAUAUAGUGUACAGCUAAUGUAUUAUUCCAUGUUGUAUCCGAGAGGGACGAUGUACUACACCUUAACUUUUUUCUGUUGCAUGUAUGAGUGAUCCUAUUAUUUUUGCCCAAUAUUUAAGAAUGAUAGCCUUACAUAUUAUUGUAAGUAUGAUCUUCCCAACUCUGGUAGUCUUUAGGCUCUCUACAUGAAUGGAUAUUUGGCUUAUAUAUUCUUACAAGUGAUAUGUACAUCUAUAGGGGUGAUUGCAUUCUGUGUACUAAGGUUUAAUGUGACAUUGAUUUUUUUUUUUAUGUAGAUGACUAAUAAAUUGAUAAUCUGUA
This is a messenger RNA of Procambarus clarkii (red swamp crayfish), 5667 nucleotides long. It is a transcript of the gene Ctps, whose product is annotated as CTP synthase. Gene Ontology annotation, cellular component: cytoophidium; cytoplasm. The record is from RefSeq and is a predicted model, not a curated record. Lineage: Eukaryota; Metazoa; Arthropoda; Malacostraca; Decapoda; Cambaridae. Gene Ontology annotation, biological process: CTP biosynthetic process; pyrimidine nucleobase biosynthetic process. Gene Ontology annotation, molecular function: identical protein binding; CTP synthase activity.